This is a messenger RNA of Tarenaya hassleriana, 1419 nucleotides long. Its product is annotated as 12-oxophytodienoate reductase 1-like. The transcript has 4 exons. Bases 196 to 1287 code for a protein of 363 amino acids. The record is from RefSeq and is a predicted model, not a curated record. NCBI's taxonomy places the organism in Eukaryota, Viridiplantae, Streptophyta, Magnoliopsida, Brassicales, Cleomaceae. Gene Ontology annotation, molecular function: FMN binding; oxidoreductase activity.
CUCUGCAAAUAAGUCUUUAUCAGAAUUCGUGGAAAUGGAAGACGGGACGAGGCAGAUUAUCCCACUCCUCACUCCGUAUAGGAUGGGGAACUUCAAUCUCUCUCAUAGGUACCCUUUUUCCUUUCUUCUUCCAUAAUAACAGUGAGAGAGAAGGAGAGAGGUUUAGCCUUUUCCGUUGAAUGUUGAUAUUAUUUUAUGCACCCAAACUGUCCGACAGAAUUCCGACAUGAAAGCUCAACUGAUCCAGAUACCUUACCUUGCUGUUUCCUUUUCAGGGUUGUGUUGGCGCCAUUGACGCGACAGAGAUCAUACGGGAACGUUCCUCAGCCCCACGCUGUCUUAUAUUAUUCUCAGAGAACGACCCCUGGAGGCCUUCUCAUCGCUGAAGCUACCGGAGUUUCUGAUACAGCUCAGGGAUACACAGACACGCCUGGAAUAUGGACCAGAGAGCAAGUGGAAGCUUGGAAACCAAUCGUAGAUGCUGUUCAUGCCAAAGGCGGUUUCUUCUUCUGUCAGAUUUGGCAUUGCGGCCGGGUCUCCAACCGUGGUUUUCAGCCAAACGGGCAAGAUCCAAUCUCCUCCACAGACAAGCCACUGACACCUGGCAUCGAUGAAGCUCGAUUUACGCCUCCAAGACGUCUAAGGACGGAGGAAAUCCCUGCCAUUGUUGAUGAUUUCCGCCUUGCAGCCCGAAAUGCUAUAGAAGCUGCAGGAUUCGACGGAGUAGAGAUUCACGGAGCACACGGCUACCUGAUAGACCAGUUCAUGAAAGACGAGGUGAACGAUAGGACUGACAAGUAUGGUGGAUCACUAGAGAAGCGCUGCAGAUUUGCUCUGGAAAUAGUGGAAGCAGUAGCAAACGAGAUAGGCCCAGACAGAGUAGGGAUAAGGCUCUCUCCCUUCGCGGACUACAUGGAGUCGGGCGACUCAAACCCUGAAGCCUUGGGGCUCCACAUGGCGGAAUCCCUGAACCAAUAUGGGAUAUUGUACUGCCACAUGGUGGAACCGAGGAUGACAGCGGUGGGAGAAAUGGAGCAGUGCCCUCGCACGUUGAGGAAGGCCUUCAAAGGAACGUUCAUAGUAGCCGGUGGUUAUGCCAAGGAAGACGGGAACAAGGCGGUGGAGGAGGGACGAGGAGAUCUGGUGGCAUAUGGGAGGCUAUUCUUGGCAAAUCCUGAUCUUCCGAGGCGAUUCCGACAAGAUGCUCCCUUGAAUAAGUAUGACCGAACCACCUUCUACACGCCUGAUCCUGUCGUUGGCUACACAGAUUAUCCUUUUCUUGAGUGACAACCUAUUUUCUUCGAUUAAUUUGUGCUCUCUGUUUCCACUUGGGAAGCUAUCGAUUCACUCUUUCAUCAUCAGAACAGUUGCCAUAAUCUUUUUUUCUUUUCUUUUGGAAUAAAACAUGAUGACCUCCAA